Molecule: messenger RNA, 1608 nt
Organism: Danaus chrysippus (African queen)
Lineage: Eukaryota; Metazoa; Arthropoda; Insecta; Lepidoptera; Nymphalidae
Source: the annotation of a GenBank genome assembly
AUGGAUGAUUUAUAUAAAAGAUUAGAAUAUUUCUUAAAACAUUGUUGUUUUUGUUUUAUCAGGCAAGCUGAAGUAUUAAAUUUAGCUGGAGGUGCAAAGUCCAACUACACUUUCCCGAAGGAUUUUCUUUUUGGUGUCUCAACAGCGGCGAUACAAAUUGAAGGAGCAUGGAAUGAAGAUGGGAAGUCAGAAAGUAUCUGGGACCACUUAGUGCGUGUAAAUCCUAACUUCACUAGAGAUGGUUCUACACCUAACGUAGCUGCAAAUUCCUAUCAUUUAUAUAAGAGAGAUGCUGAAAUGGUCCACGAACUUGGAGCGAAUAUUUACAGGUUUUCAAUAUCUUGGCCAAGGAUAUUGCCAACUGGUUUAGCCAAUCAAGUUAAUCCUCUCGGAAUUCAGUAUUACAAAAAUCUCAUAAGCGAACUGGAAAGAUACAAUAUUACUCCUAUGGUCACGAUUUACCAUUGGGAUCUACCUCAAAAAUUGCAGGAUAUUGGGGGUUGGACGAACGCGCAUAUUAUAGAUUAUUAUACGGACUACGCGAAUGUAUUGUUUGAAAAUUUUGCUGAUAAAGUUAAAUAUUGGAUAACCUUCAACGAGCCAAUGCAAACCUGCCUGGAAGGUUACGGCAACACAUACCGAGCACCUGCACUAAACCGACACGGUAUAGCUGAAUAUCUGUGCACACACAAUUUGUUAAAAGCGCACGCAAGCGUUUACCAUUUGUUCCAUAAGCAGUAUCGUCCACUGUACGGAGGGAAAAUGGGUAUGUCAUUGGACUCUAAUUGGGCAGAACCCAAAACAGAUACACCAAGAGACAAGAUGGCUGCGGAAUUGUAUCUCAAAACUCAUCUUGGAUGGUAUGCACACCCUGUAUAUUCGGAGACCGGAAAUUAUCCAGAAGAGCUAAUCAAACUUGUUGAUGAAAAAAGUAAGAAACAGAACUACACCCACUCUCGCCUUCCUAAGUUUACUCCUGAGGAAGUAGCCUAUGUACGAGGAACUGCAGAUUUCUUCGGUUUAAAUCAUUACACGACUUAUCUUUUGAGCAUGGCUGACGGCGAAGUUGGUGAGGUGCCAUCACAUGAAAACGAUGUUGGUAUUGUAAGGGUUCAAGAUCCUAAGUGGCCGUCGAAGUCCUCUUCCUCUUGGCUUAAGGUGGUACCAUUUGGAUUCCGUCGCCUUUUAAAUUGGAUAACCAAAACAUACAAUAACGUACCAAUAAUUGUUACGGAGAACGGAUAUGCUGACUUUAGUGGAGUGAAAGAUGAAGCUAGAGUUUCAUACUAUUGUCACUAUUUAAAUUCUCUUCUCCACUCAAUACACGAAGAUAAGACGAACGUUCGAGGGUAUUUUGCAUGGAGUCUGAUGGAUAAUUGGGAAUGGGACGACGGCUAUGCGUCCCGCUUCGGUCUUUACUUGGUCGAUUUCAAUAGUCCCAACAAGACGAGAACUGCUAAAGAAUCGGCGAAAUUGUACACGAACGUGAUAUCUUCUCGAGGCCUGCCCGCCGACUACGACCCAGAAGAUUUCACCGCCUUUUCCAGUGCUUCUCUUCUCGUUCCAACUAUACUUCCACUCUUACCCUUGUAUAGGCUACUUACAUGA